AAUUGUAUCAUUUGGAAGCAUUCAAGAUAUCUAAAAAUAAAAUAAAAUCUGACCAUUCCUUACAAUUUUAUUAUGCUUUUCUAACUUGGCACCAUCUCUACUUUAAAGGAUGCUCUGCCCUUCCUCUCCCUUCACCAAGCUCAUCUCCCCAUAAGCAUCUUGACACAGAGAGAGAGACUCAGCUCCCCAUAAGCAUCUUCAGAGAGAGAGGGAGAGAGGGAGAGUGCAGUUAGUCACAUGAAAUGGCCACAGAUCAUCUUCCUCCAUGCUACCAUGCAGAUGAAGACUACAUAGAUAUGGAGGUAAGCUCUUCCUCCAACUUCUUCUUUGACUCCACAAACUCUCCUCCUCAAACCAGAGAAUUUGAGUUCCAAAUGUCUUUAAAUUCCCAUGAAAAAGAAUCCACAACUUCACCAGCUGAUGAACUCUUCUAUAAAGGAAAACUCCUUCCUCUUCACCUCCCUCCUCGCCUGCAAAUGGUCCAAAAACUCCUCCAAAACUCCACCACCACCACCACCACGUUUGACAACACAAAAGAGACUCUUGGAGAUGACCAGUUCUACAGCAUUGCCUUCAUCACUACAUCUACAACUUCUUCUACCAAUACCAGUACCCCAUUGGAGUCCUGCAACAUCUCACCAUCCGAGUCUCGCAGGGUCAGUAGUGAAAUAAACCCUGAUGAGUACUUCUUCGAAUGGUCGACUGAAUUGACCGAUUUCAUUGGCGAUCGGCCAAAGAAGUUCAUCAGCUGGUCCAAGAAGCUCAAGAUGAUUAAACAAUCAUCACUGCGUCAAAAGUUGAAGGCUUCGCGGGCUUAUUUGAAGUCGCUUUUUAACAAGUCGGCUUGCUCAGAUGAGUCCUCUGCCAAAGAAGCCUGCAAUUUCGAAGCCGGUUAUGUCUCCAAAGGUAAGGAGUAUCUAAACAAGUACAAGAAGGUAGCAAAGAAAAACCCAUUUGGACAAAUCGGAAAGGGAACAUACCCAACAUUGGCUAAUGUCCUUAACAGCAUUGAAAAAGAGGCGGUUGAGGAUGGUGUUAAUAGCCACAGGAGAUCUUUUUCAGGAGCAAUCAAACGACAUUCUGCAACAAAGAGCUCAUCUUCAUCUUCAUCGGGUGCUUCUUCGUCUUCAUCAUCAUUCUCAUUUAAUUCGAAUGGUUUUAAUGAGUCACAGUUCCUCAAGAGGAGCAGCAGCGCUAAUUCGGAGAUUGAUUGUUCAAUUGAGGGAGCAAUUGCUCAUUGUAAACAGUCUCAACAGCUUUUUAGCUCAAGAAAACUGGUAGGCGAAAUGGAGCUUUGUUCACUGUCUGCUUCAAGGAUUGCAGCUUCUGGGGAUAAAGAAAGACCUGGUUUUUACAGCAUUUGAUGAUACAAAAAGGAAAAAAAGAAAGAAAGAGAAAGGUUUCCAGAGAGAGAUGAUUAAAAUGUAUUCUCAUUUCCUGUAAAGAUUUUCAUAAUGGGUGCUAUUUAGUUCCAUGUGAUGUUGAGGCAUUUUCAUAUGCACAGUAAUAAUACAAACAAUUAGACUUGAAUACGUCAAGAUGCUUUUUCCAGCAGGUGAACAUCUUUAGAUGUCACUGUGGACAAAUACACAUUAAAUUUCCUCU
Molecule: messenger RNA, 1605 nt
Organism: Cornus florida
Lineage: Eukaryota; Viridiplantae; Streptophyta; Magnoliopsida; Cornales; Cornaceae
Product: probable membrane-associated kinase regulator 4
Exons: 1
Coding region: 243-1364 (373 amino acids)
Cellular component (GO): plasma membrane
Molecular function (GO): kinase inhibitor activity
Source: RefSeq, a predicted model, not a curated record